This is a messenger RNA of Phragmites australis (common reed), 2744 nucleotides long. RefSeq names its product casein kinase 1-like protein HD16. NCBI's taxonomy places the organism in Eukaryota, Viridiplantae, Streptophyta, Magnoliopsida, Poales, Poaceae. Bases 356 to 2365 code for a protein of 669 amino acids. Gene Ontology annotation, cellular component: nucleus; cytoplasm. Gene Ontology annotation, biological process: peptidyl-serine phosphorylation; signal transduction; endocytosis. Gene Ontology annotation, molecular function: ATP binding; protein serine/threonine kinase activity. The transcript is spliced from 16 exons. The record is from RefSeq and is a predicted model, not a curated record.
AGCCGCGGACUGAUGCCCAGACGAAGCGCGCGCGCACGCACGCACAACGGUGGCAAUCAUUUCCUUUCUCGUAACUAACAACCGAAGAGAGGAUGCCUGCGUCCAGCCGGUGUUACAUCAGCACCACCGCCUGCCUGCCUUCCUUCCCCAUUCCCCAUCCCCAUCACAUCACAUCUGCCCCCACACCAACCCGAACCCUAGCGUCCCGGUCGCGGUGCUAGCCACCGCGCGCAGCCGCGUCGGUCGUUCCCUCCUCCCCCGAGAUCGGCGGCUCUGUUGGCGGCGGCCGCGGUGGAAGCUCGGCUGGAGGAGGCGAGGGCUGCGGGGACGGGGGCAUGGGGCUCCAUGGCUGAGGAUGCCUGUGCUGCGUAGCGCGGCGCGGAGGGCCCGAGAGGCGCAGGGGAGUCCGGCUGCGGCGGCGGCGGAGGCUGUUGAGGCGGCAGCACCAGCGCCACCGCCGGCGGAGACGAGGCCGAGGGCGGCCGCGAGAGCGGAGCAGAGGGGGUGGGAGGAGAUCAGGCCCGCGGAGGUCGCGGAGGAAGUCGGAGGCGGCGAGGGCGAGCGUGGGAUGGACGACCCGGACAGCGCGGCGCGCAGCGCCGACAAGGUGGCCGUCGAUGACGAAGGCAACACCACCCCGGUCCCUGGCACGGUCCAGGUGGGCAAUUCACCAAAGUAUAGAGUUGACAGAAAGCUUGGGAAAGGAGGAUUUGGCCAAGUAUAUGUUGGCCACCGCAUUUCAGUUAACGGUCCAGGUGCUGUUGAGAUGGCAUUGAAGUUUGAGCAUAGGACCAGUAAAGGGUGCAACAAUGGCCCUCCUUAUGAGUGGCAGGUUUACAACAUUGUCGGUGGCAUUCAUGGAGUUCCUCGAGUCCACUAUAAAGGGCGCCAAGGGGAGUAUUAUGUUAUGGUUAUGGAUAUGCUCGGACCCAGUCUGUGGGAUGUCUGGAAUAAUAAUUCCCACACAAUGUCAGUUGAGAUGGUUGCUUGUAUUGCUAUUGAAGCUAUCUCCAUACUUGAGAAAAUGCAUUCAAAAGGAUAUGUUCACGGGGAUGUCAAACCAGAGAAUUUCUUGCUAGGGACUCCUGGAACGCCUGAAGAAAAGAAACUCUUUCUUGUCGAUCUUGGCUUAGCUACGAAGUGGAAGGAUAGUUCAACAGGCCUUCAUGUUGAUUAUGAUCAGCGACCUGAUGUUUUCAGGGGAACAGUUCGGUAUGCUAGUGUUCAUGCACAUCUUGGGAGAAUAGGUAGCAGGAGGGAUGAUUUAGAAUCUCUAGCAUAUACAUUAGUCUUUCUUCUACGGGGACGUCUACCUUGGCAAGGUUAUCAGGGUGAAAACAAAGGCUUCCUUGUCUGCAAGAAGAAAAUGGCAACCUCUCCAGAAUCUCUCUGUUGCUUUUGCCCACAACCCUUCAGGGAGUUUGUAGAGUACGUGGUCAACUUGAAGUUUGAUGAAGAACCCAACUAUGCAAAGUGUAUAUCACUUUUUGACAGUGUAGUGGGCCCAAAUCCAGAUAUCAGGCCAAUUAACACUGAUGGCGCUCAGAAGCUUAUACAUCACGUUGGCCAGAAGAGAGGCCGCUUAUUGAUGGAGGAAGAGGCAGAUGAACAACCGAAGAAGAAGAUGAGGAUGGGAAUGCCUGCAACACAGUGGAUAAGUGUUUACAAUGCCAGGCGGGCAAUGAAACAAAGGUAUCAUUACAAUGUUGCAGAUUCAAGACUUGUACAGCACAUUGAAAAAGGGAAUGAAGAUGGCCUGUUUAUCAGCUGCAUAACAUCUUGUUCAAAUCUCUGGGCACUAAUCAUGGAUGCUGGCACUGGGUUUACUUCUCAAGUUUAUGAGCUUACACCGCAUUUUCUUCACAAAGAAUGGAUAAUGGACCAAUGGGAGAGGAACCACUAUAUAACUGCACUUGCUGGAGCAAACAAUGGGAGCUCCGUGGUAGUGAUGUCUAAAGGUACAGCGUAUACACAACAAUCCUACAAAGUUAGCGAUACUUUCCCCUACAAAUGGAUAAACAAGAAAUGGCGAGAUGGUUUCUAUGUAACUUCCAUGGCGACUGCUGGAAGUAGAUGGGCAGUUGUCAUGUCUCGUAAUGCAGGGUUUUCUGAUCAGGUUGUUGAACUGGACUUCUUGUAUCCCAGCGAGGGAAUUCAUAAGCGGUGGGAUAAUGGUUUCCGGAUUACCGCAACUGCUGCAACUUGGGAUCAGGCUGCAUUCAUUUUAAGUGUACCAAGGAGGAAACCUACAGAUGAAACCCAAGAGACACUUAGGACAUCUGCUUUCCCUAGUCAACAUGUGAAGGAGAAAUGGUCCAAGAAUCUCUACCUAGCAUCAAUAUGCUAUGGGCGUACUGUAUCCUAGGAAUCUUGUCAUGUAGUUCAACGCCAUUUUGCGAGUAGUUCUGUCAACAUCAUCUUUUGGUCUACCUAGCUCACAGAGUAGCAGUUCUGAUGUGCAGGCGAGUUCUGAAUGCGACCCAACGUAACCCUGACUGUUGUGUUGUUGUGAGGACGCUUCUGCUUGUUGUUCUUAAUUAUAUAGACUAGCGCGUACAGUGGUAAAUGUUUUGUAGUUCGUGUUAAUCAUUUAUGUAGUUGACUAUUAAUUGUAGUGUAAGGCGUUGUCAGAUGUCAGAUGUGUACACCUGAUUGGUGUGAUUGAACUCCUGUCUAAUUGUGUCAGGGCCUCAAGAGGUCCCUACCCAACUCUUUAUCAUGAGGUAUAGUUACAUGUUCUAGCU